Medioppia subpectinata is the source of this 319-nucleotide messenger RNA. The record is from the annotation of a GenBank genome assembly. NCBI's taxonomy places the organism in Eukaryota, Metazoa, Arthropoda, Arachnida, Sarcoptiformes, Oppiidae.
UCAAUGCAUAAUAAAUGUGGAUAAUUUGUCGGCACAUAAAACGCAUAAUCAGGACUCGAUUACAGGCAAUGUUAUGAAAAGUUUGAGAGAAACUCCCAGUCCUCCCAUUCCUCCACGAAGAAAGAGUUCUAGCGUUCAGUUCGAUAUCCAUAACAUCAAAGAAAGCACUAGAACUCAGUUCAACGCCAACCCCGUUCGUGGCUUAACUUCAAUAUCAGCCGCUCGUCGAGAGUCAUCAAAUUCAAGUUCCAGUUUGUCUAUAAUUCAACAGUCGGUGCCAACCAAUGCUGUCCUCACGUAUGACUUACCGAAGACAUCG